UUCCCCUUCGAAGCAACACGCCGGAGUCCAGUUCACUCCGCUGUACGAUCCCAUCCCCUCUGCAUCGGCAAGGCACCGCACCGACGCCGACCGCUCCCCACCAAGGGCGGCCGGGCGAGCAUGAAGGCCCUCGGCGCGCACGCCUCCGACCUGCUCCACGGCCCGCACCUCGUCCGCGCCGCCGUGCUCUUCCUCGCCUGCGCCGCCUCCUUCCUCAUCGGCUACCGCUGGUCCGACGCCUCCGCGAGCCCUCUCUUCUUCUCGUCCGUCUUCUCCCCCGCGUCCCCCUCCUCCCGCAUCUCGUCUCGCUCCCCUUCCGUCGCCAUCUCGCCCAACUCCAACAUCUCCUUCGACCCAUCCCUAAUCCCCGCCCCCGCAGCUGCUCCGCCCGCUUCAUCUACUCCCAAUGCCUCGCCGCCGCCCCCAGUGCCAACUCCGUCGCCGCCACCUCCAACGCCAACUCCGUCACCGCCGCCUCCCCUCCCGCCCUCGCCCCCUCCCCCGCCCGCCCGCCUCGGCAUCGUCGGCGAGGACGGCGCUAUGCGGGACAACUUUGACAUCGGCGCCGUCGUCAACGAAACCGAUCUGGCCACCGACGAGGGCGCGACGCAGGAGCCUGGCAGCGUGGGCGCCGGCGGCGGCAACAGGGCCCGGAUUGGGAAGUUCCCUGCCUGCCCCGCGAGCAUGAGGGAGUACAUUCCCUGCCUCGACAACGACGAGGAGAUCAGGCGGCUGCCCUCCACGGAGCGUGGGGAGCGGUUCGAGCGGCACUGCCCGGCCAAGGACAAGGCUCUGAGCUGCCUCGUGCCAGCCCCCAAGGGGUAUAAGGCGCCCAUCCCCUGGCCUCGGAGCAGAGACGAGGUGUGGUUUAGCAAUGUACCUCAUACACGCUUGGUUGAUGACAAAGGAGGGCAGAAUUGGAUUACCAAGGCUAAAGAUAAAUUUACAUUUCCUGGGGGAGGAACCCAGUUCAUACAUGGAGCAAAUCAAUACCUGGAUCAGAUAUCUCAGAUGGUACCAGAUAUUGCAUUUGGCUCUCGCACUAGAGUUGUUCUGGAUGUUGGCUGUGGAGUAGCAAGUUUUGGUGCAUACUUACUUUCACGUGACGUGUUGACAUUGUCCAUUGCUCCCAAAGACGUUCAUGAGAAUCAGAUACAGUUUGCUCUUGAGCGCGGUGUUCCUGCAAUGGUGGCAGCAUUUGCAACACACAGACUAUUAUAUCCCAGUCAAGCAUUUGAGAUUAUCCACUGUUCCCGCUGCAGAAUAAGUUGGACACGUGACGAUGGAAUCCUGCUCCUGGAGGUUAAUAGAAUGCUUAGAGCUGGUGGGUAUUUUGCUUGGGCAGCACAGCCUGUUUAUAAGCAUGAAGAGGCCCAGCAAGAGGCGUGGAAAGAGAUGGAGGACCUCACAACCAGACUUUGUUGGGAGCUUGUGAAGAAAGAGGGAUAUGUUGCUAUGUGGAGGAAGCCUGUAAAUAACUCAUGCUAUAUGAGCCGUGAUCCAGGGGUCAAACCUCCACUUUGUGAUACUGAUGAUAAUCCAGAUAAUGUCUGGUAUGUUGGUCUGAAAGCAUGUAUCAGUCGACUACCUGUAAAUAGUGACGGAUCAACUCCCUUUCCAUGGCCUGCACGCUUAAUGGAGCCUCCAAGGAGACUUCAAGGUGUUGAAAUGGACGCCUACUCAUCAAAGAAUGAGCUUUUCAAAGCAGAAACGAAAUUUUGGGAUGAUAUACUCGAAGGUUAUAUUCGUGUUUUCAAGUGGAAAAAGUUCAAACUCCGGAAUGUAAUGGACAUGAGGGCUGGAUUUGGAGGGUUUGCAGCUGCAUUGAUCGGUCGCAAGCUUGAUUGCUGGGUGAUGAAUGUUGUUCCUGUUACUGAGCCAAACACACUGCCUGUAAUUUAUGACCGGGGACUUCUUGGAGUGGCCCAUGACUGGUGUGAACCAUUUGACACAUAUCCAAGGACUUAUGAUCUGCUGCAUGCAUUCGGGCUAUUCUCAAAGGAGCAGAAAAGGUGUAAUGCCUCAGUUAUCUUGCUUGAGAUGGAUCGCAUACUCAGACCUGGUGGUAGGGCAUAUAUCCGUGAUAAAAAGGAAACGAUAGAGGAGAUCAAGGAAAUAACAGACGCGAUGGGAUGGAGAUCCACCAUACGUGACACUGCUGAAGGCGCGUAUGCUAGCAGGAAGGUUUUGAUGUGUGACAAGCCGAUGGUGCGCUAGCCGAUCAGGCAGACCAUUCUCCGGCAAGCAAUGCUGUGGCGGGUGCCUGCGGUUUUUUAGUUCUCCGGCACCGUUGGAACUGACUACAAGAACUGCAGUGGACUGGAGAUUUGACAUUGUGCUCCGUAGAUAGGUUAUAGGUGGAGGUCAAAGCUGUAAUUUAAUUCGAUUCAUCAUUUGUUUGUACAAGUCCGAUCUAGCUCGGCGUGUUUUUGUUGUAACAUAUAUAUACGGUGAUCGAAAGAAGACUUGGCAAAGGUUUUGGUGAAUAGAGAAUGGAUGAGAUGAUUUUUUUUUUGAGGAAAGAGAAUGGAUGAGAUUUUGGUUGCA
Aegilops tauschii subsp. strangulata is the source of this 2547-nucleotide messenger RNA. RefSeq names its product probable methyltransferase PMT11. NCBI's taxonomy places the organism in Eukaryota, Viridiplantae, Streptophyta, Magnoliopsida, Poales, Poaceae. The record is from RefSeq and is a predicted model, not a curated record. Gene Ontology annotation, molecular function: methyltransferase activity. Gene Ontology annotation, cellular component: endosome; trans-Golgi network; cytoplasm.